AUUUUACAUUUGGCAUAACACUUUUCUACUUACUUAUCAAACAUUCAAAGUUUUUAAAAAGAAAUUGGAAAGCAUGGUUUGCUACGAGAACACUGUUUCCUGUGCCGUUGUUGGUGAUGGAAUGAUUGGCAAGACAUGCCUUGCUAAAAGAUUUGCCGGAAGCCAAUUCUCAGACAAGUAUGUUGCUACAGUUGCAGAAACAUCCACUGGAUCUGUGUCUGCUUACGGUGACAAAUACAGCGUCAAUAUCUAUGAGCAUGAAGAUCAAUCAGCAAGAUCCAAAACAAUUACAGAAUCUGAUGUCAUUGUUGUAUGCUACAGUGCAGUUGACAAAGAAUCAUUUGAAAACGUCAAAUCUUUUUGGAUUCCACUUGUCAGAAAGCUCAGUAAGAAGAAACCAAUUGUUUUAGUUGCUACCCAUAGUGACAUGCGUGAUGAAAAUAAUACCGACCAUGUGUCAGACUCUGAAGGACAAAACUUUAUGAAAUCAAUAAAUGCUGACUAUUACAACAAAUGUUCUGCUGCUACAAAUGAGGGAGUAAAGAAUGUCUUCGAAAGUGUCGUCUUCGCCGCUAUUAGAUAUAGAAAAAAGAAAACCAAUGUGCUGAAACGUGUUUUCGCACGAUGAACUUGAACUUAUCUCUGCCCUGAGAUAAACCUAUAUUUUACACAUCUUGAAAUGUGUUUAGAAUAGCAAAAAACUUGCUGUAAAAAGACUUUGAGAUAGAGAGUUGGAGAUGGAAUGUACCACUGGUGUACAUUCCUAAGACGGAUUCAAAUACCGCUGUCGCAUAACAGUGAUUGAGAUGGAGAAUAAGUAGUUCCGGUGAUGUUCAAGGACACAAACUUACAAAAACAAUAUGAAAUUAGUCAUGUUGAUGAACUAAAAGAGAAAAUAACUAAUUUAGAGAAAAGACACAAACAAUACUUGUAUAUUAUUGUAAAAAUAAUAACAGUUAUUACUCUAAUUUAUGUUGUAAAAAUAAAUUAUAUAACAUGAAAAA
Molecule: messenger RNA, 1004 nt
Organism: Mytilus californianus (California mussel)
Lineage: Eukaryota; Metazoa; Mollusca; Bivalvia; Mytilida; Mytilidae
Product: cdc42 homolog
Exons: 2
Coding region: 74-628 (184 amino acids)
Biological process (GO): small GTPase-mediated signal transduction
Molecular function (GO): GTP binding; GTPase activity
Source: RefSeq, a predicted model, not a curated record